AUGACCGAACGAGAUGUUGUCUCCUCUAAUGCCACAUUAAACGCCUUUUUCGGCGGGUCUCGACAAAAAUCUUGGAUGCUUGCGGGAGGGGCACCAGUUCGACCGACUCCACGACGCCCUAGCAUUACCAAACCAUCCGAUCAGAGCAAUUCUAACACUCAAAGAGGUUCGACCGCAAAUCUACUAUCGCCAGUAACAAGUAACAAAUCAUCAAGUCCCGGCUCGCCGCAUAAUUCUGUGCCUCUUAAUACACACACCGCCGCAGUUUCCGGAUCGCAUGGUCCUCUGAGAGUGAAUGCUACACUCGCAACUAGUCAAGCCCUUCAAAAAGCAUGUACUACACCUUCAAACAUCGAUAUAGCCCAGCCUCAAACACUCCCUGAUGCAUCAAGAGGUGAAAUCGACGAAGCUCGCACAGUGGAAAUAUCUGCAAGGUCUCCUCCGUCGGGAACAUCACCUCAACCACAGACCGCAGUGAGCACCACCUCGAUUAGACAAACAACCCAUGAUAUACCAUCUAGACCCUCUCCAGAUCAAAACAUAAGCAACCCGGUGCCUUCUGUUACAACAGGGGACUCGGCGACAGUAGCUAUGAUGCCGGGCAAUGUGGAUCAAACAUCAUUGUCUUAUGCGCAACAUCUCCCACGACGGGGUUUUCAACCUACUAUGCCUUCCUUGAAAUCUUGCGUUGAAUUGGUAAAACAAUAUGUUGAACAUUGUGGGGGUAUGGCCAACUUGAAUUCCGCGCUCGAAAAGCCAAGGUUCAGUUUAAUGGAAACUGCUUGCAAUUCUUAUGACGCUCAUUAUGUUGCAAUACAUCAGCUCUUUUGUGUAUGGGAUACAAACCGUAAAGAUGUCACAAGUAUCCCUGGGCUUCCAGACUCAGUGACCUUGUCUCAUGCAUUUCGGAUCUUAGGUCAGCUGAUACGAGAUAAUGAGGGAUUGUUGUCACCUACUCUGCAAAACAUUGUAUUCACCGCUACAAGGCGAAACCUUAAUAUCGUGGAUGACGAAUUCGGUAACCAGAUGGAGAGAGUGUUCGAGCAAGAUAGAACUGGACACAGAGAACUUGCAGCUCGGUAUAAUACUUCACGUCCACCGACUGAAAAGGAGAUUAAAGAAAGAACUAAAAUCAUAUGUGAGAGAUACAAGAUGAUAUCACAGAAAUCACGCCAGAAGAAACUUGCAAAUAUCGCACCGGUACCUUCAACAACUGCACCUACACUUCCCUCGAAUACAGGUCAAAUCCCAGUGGCUGCAAACGGGUUGUGCCCUCCCCCGAAUGGUUCUACUUUGGUUUCUAACCCAAAUACGUUUCGUCAGCGAAAUGAUGUUCGAAAUCGUCAAAUCAGUCAAAACUUAGGCCAAAUACGUACAUCUUUUACGGGACCUCCAUUGUCUUCAAAUAUGAUAAGUGCUGGCGUGAAUCAUCCAAAUAAUACACCACGCACAGCUGCAGAUACACCUAGUCCGAUUCCUAUGCAAGGUUUGUCCAUGGGAUCGCCAAUGCAACAAGCUUUCCGAUUCUCUUCACCUGUCUUGCAAAGUAAUGGUCCUCAAUUUUCACCGUCGGUGAUGCAUAACAACGGCACUCAAUCAUCAAUUAUUGCACAGAAUCAGGGAGUUCAAGGACAAUACAGUUACGAUUCAAUAUACGAUCCUAGACAACAGACAUAUCAUCCACAACAACAUCUGCAACAGUUUGGUCAACAAGGACAGUACGGUGCAAACAAUCCUCAACAGAUGAGUUUGCAUCAAUUUCAACAAGCUCAAAUGCAGCAAUUGCAGCUUCAGCAACAGCAGGAAUGGCUACAGCGUUCCAUGCCCGCUGAACUGCAACCCAACAAUCAGCAUCAGGCGUCUCAGCAACAGCAAGCUUUAUCAGUGCAGCGUCAAGUUGGUCUGAGAAGAGAUAGCAAUCCUCCCAAUGGUCAACAGCAGCAAUUUCCGUCAAGAAAUGUUAGCAGAAAUGGCAGCAGAAACAAUAGCGUUUCUAGCGAGCGUACACUUCCAUCGAUGAAUAGUUCUAUCCAUGCGCAGAAUCUCAAUCAAGGAAUUCAGAUACCUCCAUGUCCAAGACCGAUGAGUAUUGAGGAGCAGCAGCGCCGGAUUUAUGGCAUGACUGACCCCAUGAAAAGACCUUUGAUUCCACCCCAUGGUUUUAUGCAUCCUCAAGGGAUUCCGGAUCCAUAUUUAAAUGCUCUUCAUCAAGCUGAUGUUCGAAGCCCUCGCCUGGUUACUGUUAAUGUUCCCCAGGGUGAUGAUACAGCUCGCAGAUUCUAUCAAUUUGUGAAGAAUUUCCCAAUGGCUCCAAGAAAGAUACCCUUCGAACUUGCACUCAACAAGUUCGAGUUUCACAUCCCCACUGAUACAAUAAAUCAUAUUUCUCGCGAUAGAUUAAUCGGCAAAGAUCCCUUAGUGGUCCGUGAAGUUGGAUCUAAAUCUCUGCAAUACCGAUUAAGAUGUUUGUCGGAUGUCGCAGGUACAGACGCAUUUCCCGUUUCGAGGUGGGUUGUUUCAGAAACGGUGUGGCCUGACGUAAUAUUUAUGGAUAUCAACGGCAAAGAAUUGGAGGUUAGACGCAAACAACAUCAUGGUAAAGAUCUUCCAGUCGAUGUUACACCUUAUAUACAUACUGGAAUCAACGUGAUUACGAUCUCAAUGCCGAAGUUGACUACGGCAAUCAAACAAAAAGAAUACUUUAUUGCUGUGGAAGAGAUUGAGAUUUUACAACACGGUGAAAUUAUGGACAUUUGCAAGGAGCAAAGAAUUCCUGCAGCUACGGUUGUGGAAGAGAUCAAGAAGAAGCUUGCAGUUCCGACUGAAGACGAUGAUGAACUCCUAAUAGUGGCUAGCGAUCUCUCCAUUAGUCUGACGGAUCCUUUCACCUCGAGGAUCUUCGAAAUUCCUGUUCGUGGUAAAAAUUGCCUGCAUCGGGAAUGCUUUGAUCUAGCGACUUUCUUGUUGACACGGAUAAGCAAACCAAAACGACCUGAGCAACCUUCCAUGAUUGACGUCUGGAAGUGCCCGCUUUGCUCGGCAGAUGCACGUCCAUAUAGCCUUCUGCUCGAUGAAUUCAUGGCUUCCAUCAGAGACGAACUACAGGCACAAGAUAAUCUUGAAGUUAAAUCAAUCCUGGUCGCGGCAGAUGGUACCUGGCGCGCAAAGCCAGAGCCGCAACCUUCAAACAAACGAAAGUCAACUACUGGUGGAGAUGACGAUGACGACGAAUCCAUAGACGGAAAUAGGCCAAGUAAGAAAUCAACAAAUGGCGUCAAUAAAGCGGUGGUCGAAAUUAUUGAAUUGGACGAUGAUUGA
Molecule: messenger RNA, 3318 nt
Organism: Sclerotinia sclerotiorum 1980 UF-70
Lineage: Eukaryota; Fungi; Ascomycota; Leotiomycetes; Helotiales; Sclerotiniaceae
Exons: 3
Coding region: 1-3318 (1105 amino acids)
Biological process (GO): protein sumoylation
Molecular function (GO): SUMO ligase activity; zinc ion binding
Source: RefSeq, a predicted model, not a curated record